Molecule: messenger RNA, 1107 nt
Organism: Tupaia belangeri chinensis (Chinese tree shrew)
Lineage: Eukaryota; Metazoa; Chordata; Mammalia; Scandentia; Tupaiidae
Gene: DPPA3
Product: developmental pluripotency associated 3
Exons: 6
Coding region: 181-798 (205 amino acids)
Biological process (GO): epigenetic programing of female pronucleus
Cellular component (GO): nucleus
Source: RefSeq, a predicted model, not a curated record
UUGGCUUAUCUGUAAUUUAAGAGGAAACUCACUGGAAACUUUGAGGUUGGCUCUUUCUCCACUGUGUGUUGGUGUUUGAGUCUUCAGUUCCUCCCAGGCUACCUCGAAGCCAGUGGUCCAGCCUCGUCUUCACUGGGACCCCAGACCCAGUGAGAGCUCAGAGGGCCGACCGGACGGGUGAUGGACCCACCAGAGAAACUUAACCCAACCUUGACCCCGGGGUCUUCCCCGAUGUCCACUGAAGAAAACUCCCAGGAACAUCCAGGUGCGGCCUUCCCGGUGUCUCCCCCGGGCAGAGCUCCUUUGCUGCAGCAGCUCCCAAUUCCGGAUGUGGCGACGGAGGCCGGCCCUCUCGUGGCCUCUCCUCCCGCCUGCUCAGAAACGUUGCUAAGUGAACUUAGGAAGUUGACUCUCAACCCUCGUACUGGACUCCUCUCCCCUGGAUCAGCUCGAUCCCUACGGCAGGGAAGAAGGGGAGACAUCUUUCAGGAGAUGGGAGAUGGCUUCCCCUACAGAAGGAAAGGAGUAAGGACGCUGUUUUCUGUGAGGAAAGAGAGGAUGGUAAAACUGCGAUACCUUUUAAUCAACAAAUUUUCUCGGCUUGAAAGAGAACUAAGAGACAGAAGGCUUAAGGAAGGUCAGCUCGAAAGAGAUUUAAAAGCCUUGAGCAUUUCAGAAGUUCAGAAUGAACCAAGAAGUGAGCCGUUCAGAUGCCGCUGCAGUUACUGCGUGUAUCAUGGGUGGGAUCCCUCCGAAAACGCUAAAAUAGGGAGUACUAAUGACCCAGAGUCGAUUUAGACGUGUUGUUCUCUCCUGCCGGUAACCGUAUGCCGCUGACUGAGAAAGCUACUUGUGACAGCCCGAGUUUUGUGGCUUAGUUUUCUAUCUGCAUCUCUGUCUUGAUGCCGGGGGUUUAUAAACAAUAUGUGUAGUUUGAAUAUAGACGAAUGAGUUCAAAGUACAAUGUUUGCACUUCCUGAUCUGACCCAAGAAGCACCAGUAGUUCUCGGGUAUGUGUGUUUUAGAAGCCUGGAGCAUGAGAUGAAGCCCAGCAUCCAAUCUUGAGCAAAAUGAUUUAUGGGGAAGGGGUAUAUUUUACUUUUCAGU